This is a messenger RNA of Paramecium sonneborni, 7360 nucleotides long. NCBI's taxonomy places the organism in Eukaryota, Ciliophora, Oligohymenophorea, Peniculida, Parameciidae. The record is from the annotation of a GenBank genome assembly.
AUGCUUGAAAAGCUUAGUUAAAAAAUAAGUGGUAAUACAACAAUAAAAAGUGAUUCCUGUGAUAUUUGCACAAAGUAAUUUGAUUGGUAAACUUGAAUAUGAUGUUAUUAGGAAAACAAAACAUAAUUAAUGUAAACGAUGUUAUAGAUAUGUUUGUUCAAAUUGCAGUCCAGAUAAAGUGAUAUUAUUUACUUUAGAUGCAAAAACUCCAUAAAGAAUAUGCAAAAGUUGUAAAGAAGAUUAGCAAUAAUAAAAAUAAUAAGUAGAUGUAGAGAAUUGUAAAGUUGGAUAAUUAUCUAACGUAGGCAAAAGAUGGGUAUCAAUCAUUUUUGAUGACAAGUAAUUUUUUAUUAAACUUAGAAUUGAAAUUAAAAAGAUUCAAGAAGAAUAUUAAAAAUAAUUACCUAUUUAUGUUUAAAAUUCUAAUUAUGAAAUUAAAUAGUAAAUUUAAACAAACCUAUUAAGAAUCUUUAAAGAAGUAUAAAAUUAUUAAUCAUUUCUUUUAGAAUAGAUAAGCAUUAAAUUAUUCUUUAGCUGAUUGGCAUUAUCGUUGUUGUGCAAAUGAAUCAGAUAAUAUUCUUGUAUAAAAAAUAAGCAACAUUUUAACAUGCUUUUUCUAAACUAAACCUGUUAGACUUACUAAAGGUUUAGUCUUUUUAACUACUUACAUUUUAUAUUUUUGUGAUGAAUCAGUUGCUUUAAAAGUGUUAUUAUAUUUUCAUGAAAAAGUCUUACCUCCAAGAAUACAAUAUCAUAAAUUAGAUCAAGAUGAAAAUAAACCAGUUUUAGGUGAAAUUGAUUUGUUGUUAGAAAUGGUUAAUGAUCCUAAUAAACUUGAAAAAUAAAUCUAAUCAAAAAUUAAGUUAUUUUUGGAAACCUAUUCAACUUAAAUUUUGACAACUUUCAUGAUAAAUUCAUUUGAAUUUUAUCUUGGCUUUUUCAUUUUUAAUUAAUUAAUCAUCAAUCAUGAUGUAUUUAAAAAUUAUUAACUUAGUUUUAAUUGAAUGAAAAAUUCUUAGCCUUCAUUUGUCGGGAUUAACAAAAAAUUAUCUAAGAAGUACCCAUAGAAGAUUUUAAUCGCAUUAUUCUUAGAAAUAUUUAAUUAGAUAAAUUUACAACUUUCUUAUCUUAAGAAGAUGAAAAAAAAAUUAAAUACAGAAAUUCAAUUGCUCAAAAAGAACAAUAAUUAUUAUAAUAAAAUAAUAAAAUUGAUGAUAAAGAAAUUGAUAAACUUAUUGAAGCUUUAAUUUAAGUAGCUGAUGAAAAUUAAGAUUAAAAAUUAGAAUCUUUGUAAUAAAAAAGUAAAUUUGAUUGGAACAAAACAUAAAUUAAAGAAUUAAUUAAAUCAUUACAAAAUAAAAAUUAUUAACUAAAAAAUUAGACUUAAUAAUUAGAUUAUUUAAAGUAAUAUUAAGAUUAAAAUUUAUUAAAAUAAUAGUAAUAAUAAUCUCAAUAAGAUAAUGGUUUAAAUGAAAUUAAUGAGAAGAAUUAAAUUAUUAAAUAGUUAUAAGAUAAAAUCAAAUCAUAGUAACAAUUGAUAUCUAAUUAUAUUGAAUAAACUAAAUUAUUAGAGGAAACACAUGAAUAAAGCAUGAAAAGUUAAGAAAGAGAGUAUUUAAAAAUGAUUGAAGAAUUGAGAAAUAAUUUAUUAUAAAAAUCUAAUACUUAGAAUUUUUAUGAAGAAAAAUUAAAUAAUCUUCAACAAGAAAUGGAACGAAAAUUAAAAGAGAAAGAUGAUAUCAUUUAUAACAAAGAAAGUAAGCAAGGAAAAGAAAUUGAUCUAAUUUCUGAAUAAUUUGAGAAAAUUAAAAAAGAUUUAGAAAAUAAAAAUCUAGAAUUCUAAAAACUUGAAAUAAAAUAUUAAUAAUAAAUAAAUAAUUUAGAAAAAUAAAUAAGUGAAAUUAAUUUAUAAAAAUAAGAUAUAGAAAAUGAAACAUAAAAAAAGAUUAAUCAGUUAGAAAUCUUAUUAAAUGAAAGAAAUAUAGAAUCAUAGAUGCUAAUCUAAUAAAAAAAAGAAACUUAUGAGUAAUAGAUAUAAUAAUUGACAGAGAAAUAAUAAUUAGAAAUUUAAAAUUAUGAAUAAAAAUUGAAAAUAGAAACUUUAAAAGAACUCCAAUAGAAAGAUGAAAAAAUGAAUAAAGAAUUUGAAUUAAAAGAUUAUGAACAUAAAUAGUAAAUGAAUGAAAUUAGUUCUAAUUUCCAAAAUGAUAUUUAGUAAAAAGAAGAGAUGAUAAAAUAAUAAAGAAUUAAACUACAAGAAUAGGAUAAAUAUUAUUAAUAGAAAAUAAGUGAAUUAAUGGAAAAACAUCAAUAAGAAUUAAAAAAUAAAGAACAAAUAAUCACAUUAUUAAAAUAAGAAACUAAUGAAUACUUUUAUAAAGAAUUAUAAUAAAAAGAAGAGUCUUAUUUGAAAUAACUAGAACAAAAAGAUUAAGAAUUAUAAUAAAAAAUAUAUGAAAUAAAUUAAAAUUUAUCAAAUCAAAUUUAAAUAAAAAAUAAUUAAAUACAAUCAUAAGAAAUUUAACUUUAGGAAUAAGAUAAAAAUUAUUAAUAGAAAAUAAGUGAAUUAUAGGAAAUACAUAAAUAAGAAUUAUUAAAUAAAGAACAAGAAAUUACUUUAUUGAAGUAAGAAUCAAAUGACUGUUAUACUAAAGAAUUAUAAUAAAAAGAAGAAACCUUUUAAAAAUAACUAGAACAAAAAGAUUAAGAAUAAUAAUAAAAAAUAAAUGAAAUUAACUAAAUUAAAUAAUAUGAAAUUUAAUAAAAAGACGAUAUUAUAUUAUAAUAAUAAGACAAAAUUAAAGAAUUAGAUACAAAUUAUUAGUAAUAAAUAAUUGAUUUUUAAUUAAAACAUAAAUAAGAAUUAGAAGGUAAAGAACAAAUGAUAAUACUAUUAAAAUAAGAAUCAAAUGAAUAUUAUUCUAAAGAAUUAUAAUAAAAAGAAGAAUAUUAUUAAAAACAACUAGAGCAGAAAGAUUAAGAACAUUAAUAAAAAAUAAAUGAAAUCAACUAAAUUAAAUAAAAUGAAAUUUAAUUAAAAGAUGAUGUAAUAUUAUAAUAAUAAGAAAAAAUUAAAGAAUUAGAUUCAAAUUAUUAGUAAUAAAUAAUUGAUUUUUAAUUAAAACAUAAAUAAGAACUAGAAAGUAAAGAAAAAAUAAUAACAUUAUUAAAAUAAUAAUCAAAUGAAGAAUUUACAAAGGAGUUAUAAAAUAAAGAAGAAUAUUAUUAAAAAUAACUUGAAUAAUAAGAAUAAGAAUAUGCAUAAUAAAUCAAUGAAGUAAGUGCGAACUUCCGAAAUGAUAUUCAACAAAAAGAUGACCUUAUAAAAUAAUAAAAAAUUAAACUUGAAGAAUAAGAUAAUGAUUAUUAAAAGUAGAUAUAGGAAUUAUCGAAUAAAUAAAAAUAAGAAUUAGAAAAUAAAGAACAAAUCCUAAUAUUAUUGAAAUAAGAAUCUAAUGAAUAUUUUUCUAAGGAAUUAUUAUAAAAAGAAGAAUUCAAUUAAAAAUAACUUGAAUAAAAAGAUUAAGAAUAUUCAUUAAAAAUUAAUGAGAUAAAAUAAAGUUUAUAAAAUGAAAUUUUAUCAAAAGAUGAAAUAAUAUAAUAAUAAUUAAACAAAAUUAAAGAAAUAGAUACAAACUAUUAGUAAUAAAUUUAUGAUUUUUCAGAAUAAUAUAAAUAAGAAUAACAAAAUAGAGAAAAAGAAAUUACUUUCUUGAAAUAAGAAUCAAAUGCAUAAUUUUCUAAAGAAUUAUAAUAAAAAGAAGAGUUCUUUUAAAAAUAACUUGAGCAAAAAGAUUAAGAACAUUAAUAAAAAAUUAAUGAAAUCAACUAAAUUAAAUAAAAUGAAAUUUAAUUAAAAGAUGAUGUAAUAUUAUAAUAAUAAGACAAAAUUAAAGAAUUAGAUUCAAAUUAUUAGUAAUAAAUAAUUGAUUUUUAACAAAAACAUAAAUAAGAAUUAGAAAGUAAAGAACAAAUAAUAACUUUAUUAAAAUAAGAAUCAAAUGAGUAUUAUACUAAGGAAAUAUAAUAAAAAGAAGAAAGCUUUUAAAAAUAACUUGAGCAAAAAGAUUAAGUACAUUAAUAACAAAUAAAUGAAUUAAAUUAAAAUUUAUCAAAUUUAAUUGAGUAAAAAGAUGAUAUAAUAUAAUAAUAAUUAAUUUAAAUCAAAGAACAAGAUACAAAUUAUUAGUAAUAAAUAAUUGAACUGGUGCAAAAACAUAAAUUGUAAUCAGAAAAUUAAGAAUUUGCGUAAGCAUAAUUGAAAUAAGAAUUAAAUGAAUAAUUUUCAAAAGAGCUUAAAGAAAAAGAAGAAUCUUAUUAAAAAUAACUAGAACAAAAAGACUAAGAAUAAUAAUAAAAAAUAUAUGAAAUCAACUAAAAUAAAUAAAAUGAAAUUUAAUAAAAAGAUAAUGUAAUAUUAUAAUAAUAAGACCAAAUUCAAGAAUUAGAUUCAAAAUAUUAGUAAUAAAUAAUUGAUUUUUAAUUAAAACAUAAAUAAGAAUUAGAAAGUAAAGAAGAAAUAAUAACUUUAUUAAAAUAAGAAUCUAAUGAGUAUUAUACUAAGGAAAUAUAAUAAAAAGAAGAAAGCUUUUAAAAAUAACUUGAGCAAAAAGAUUAAGAACAUUAAUAACAAAUAAAUGAAUUAAAUUAAAAUUUAUCAAAUUUAAUUUAGUAAAAAGAUGAUAUAAUAUAAUAAUAAUUAAUUUAAAUCAAAGAACAAGAUACAAAUUAUUAGUAAUAAAUAAUUGAAUUGGUGCAAAAACAUAAAUUGUAAUCAGAAAAUUAAGAAUUUGCGUAAGCAUAAUUGAAAUAAGAAUUAAAUGAAUAAUUUUCAAAAGAGCUUAAAGAAAAAGAAGAAUCUUAUUAAAAAUAACUAGAACAAAAAGACUAAGAAUAAUAAUAAAAAAUAUAUGAAUUCAACUAAAAUAAAUAAAAUGAAAUUUAAUAAAAAGAUAAUGUAAUAUUAUAAUAAUAAGACCAAAUUCAAGAAUUAGAUUCAAAAUAUUAGUAAUAAAUAAUUGAUUUUUAAUUAAAACAUAAAUAAGAACUAGAAAGUAAAGAAAAAAUAAUAACAUUAUUAAAAUAAGAAUCAAAUGAAUAAUUUACAAAUGAAUUAUAAAAUAAAGAAGAGUAUUAUCAAAAAUAACUUGAAAAAUAAGAAUAAGAAUUUGCAUAAUAAACAAAUGACGUAAGUUCUAAUUUCCAAAAUGAAAUUCAAUAAAAAGAUGAUUUUAUUAAACAAUAAUAAAUUAAACUUGAAGAAUAAGAUAUUAAUUAUUAAAAGUAGAUAGAGGAAUUAUCGAAAAAAUAUAGAUCAGAAUUAGAAAGUAAAGAAUAAAUGAUAGCAUUAUUAAAAUAAGAAUCAAAUGAAUAAUUUUUAAAAGAAUUAUAAUAAAAAGAAGAAUAUUAUUAAAAACUACUAGAACAAAAAGACUAUGAACAUUAAUAAAUAAUAAAUGAAAUCAACUAAAUUAAAUAAAAUGAAAUUUAAUAAAAAGAUGAUGUAAUAUUAUAAUAAUAAGACAAAAUUAAAGAAUUAGAUUCAAAAUAUUAGUAAUAAAUAAUUGAUUUUUAACAAAAACAUAAAUAAGAAUUAUUAAAUAAAGAACAAGAAAUUACUUAAUUGAAGUAAGAAUCAAAUGAGUAUUAUACUAAUGAAUUUUAAUAAAAAGAAGAAUCUUAUAAAUAAUAACUUGAGAAUAGAGAGAAAGAUUAUGUAGAAUAAUUAAAUAUAUUAAAAUCGAAUUUCUAAAAUUAAACACAAUCAUAUGAUGAAAAUGUUGUAAUUUUAAAUUAAAAAAACGCUUAAUUGAUUGAUCAAAUUACUGAAAUAUCUAAAAAUUAUGAUUAGUAAUUAUUGUAAAAAGAUGAUGAAUAUAAAAAAAUUAUACUUGAAAUUAGUGAAAAUCAUUUAAAUUUACUCUAAAAUCAUAAUUAAACAGUUUAAAAUGAUAAAUCAUAAUAUGAAUCAAAAAUGAAUUAAUUAUAAGAGGAGUAUAAUCUAACCUUAUAACAAAGAGAAGAAUAAAUACUAAAUUUGUCUCUUUUGAAUUAAUAAUUAUAGUAAAAAAUAUCUACUGAAUUAGAUGAUCAAUAUUUGUAUAUUUCAAAGCAGCAUAAUAAUGAAUAAACUUAAAUAGAUGAAUUUUAAAAAAAUUAGAGUGAUGAACUUUAAAAUGAUUGCAAUGCUCUAUAAUAAAACUAAAUUUAACAAUAGUAUGAAGAAACUAUUUAAUCUUUAAUUAAUUAAUAAAAUUAAUAAUUAUAACAGUUUAAAUAAAAAGAUGAUGAAUAUAACAAAAUUAUUGAAUCGCUGAAACAAACACAUCAAACAUAAUAGUAAGAAAGAGAGAUAAUAUAUUUAACAGAAUUAGAGACAUUAUAGAAAUAGUGUUAGGAAGAAAAAGAACAAUCUUAAAUAUAAUUUACAAAUGUUCUAAAUGAUUAAGAAGAAAAAUACAAAAAAGAAAUUUAUGAACUUUUAGCAACAAUAUCUCAUUUAAGAUUUGAAAUAUAAGAAAUUGAAGGCAAAUUGUUAAAUUAAAAUUCUCAAUUAUUUUCUUAGGAAACAAUACUAAAAUAAAAAAUUUAACUUGAUUUUGAAAAGUAAUUUAAAAAAUUGGAUUCGGAAAAAGAUGAAAUAGUUUCUAAUUUUGAAAAAUUAAGAAGUUUAUAUAAUUAGAGUAUUUUGUUGAACUAAGAAAAAGAUGAAGAAAUUUUGUAAUAAAAAUAAUAUAUUAAAGAUUUAAGAUAAAAUGUUGAAUAAUUAAAUUAAAUGUUAGCUGAAUAAAAUUAAUAAACAGAAACCCUCAAGCAACAUAUAAUUAAUUUAAAUAAUUAAAUAUAAGGGCUUAAAAGGAAAAACUUUGAUUAAUCUAAUAAUUUAAUUUAAAACUCAGCGAAAGAACUUUAAGAAAACAUUUUACAAUUGAGAAAUUAAAUUGUACUAAAAGAUAGUGAAAUUUAUUCUUUAAAACUACAAUUUAUUGAUGCUAAUUCUUAAAGGCUAAAUUAUUUUAAUUAAGUAUAGAAUUAAGUAAAAGAAAUGUAAUAAAUGUCUGAGAAAUUAUAAACAUAUGAUCAAAGUGAUUUAUAAAAAUUAACUUCAUAUUAUGAAGAAAAAAUAUAAUUAUUAGAUAAAUCUUAUGAAGAAUAGAUGAAUAGAUUAUUUUAAUAACUAAAAUAAAACUAAGAUAAGGAAUAAAAUUAAUAACCUCAAUCAAAUUAAAUAGUUUAAAAAGGAAACACUUAAUAAAUUAAUUAACCUUAAUAGAAAGAAAAAAUUACAAAAAAUGUUUAAAUGCUUGAAAUCUAAUAGGAAAUAAGAAAUGAAUAAACAGAGGAUUGUACAAUUUUUUGA